CGCCUACGUCGGGCUGCGUGACAAUGGGGCGGGCGGCGGCACGCGGCUGCGGCGGCCGGGGGCCUCGGGGGGGCGGAGCCGCUUCCUCUACCGCCGCAGCCCCCUUCGGGAUUUGAAAGAUUAAAAACUCCGGGUGCAGAGGGCGGCGGCGUUGAAUGUGUGGCGGAAGUGCUAGGGGCCACGGCUCGGCGCCGAGCCGGGCGGCCGGCGGCGUCUCCACAGCAUGAAUUACCCGGGCCAUGGGUCUCCGCGGAGCUCCGAGCGUAACGGCGGCCGGGGCGGCGACGGCGCCGCCUGGGAGCUGGGCUCGGACGCGGAACCGGCGUUCGGCGGCAGCGUCUGCCGCUUCGACCACCUGCCCGCCGGGGACCCUGGCGAUGACGAGGUGCCCCUGGCCUUGCUGCGCGGGGAGCCCGGGCUGCACUUGGCGCCGGGCGCGGAGGACCACAACCACCACCUGGCGCUGGACCCCUGUCUCAGUGACGAUAACUAUGACUUCAGCUCGGCCGAGUCGGGCUCCUCACUGCGCUACUACAGCGAGGGCGAGAGUGGAGGCGGCGGCAGCUCCUCGUCGCUGCACCCGCCUCAGCAGCCGCCGCUGGUCGCGUCGAACUCGGGGGGCGGCGGGGCGGCUGGAGGGGGCCCCGGGGAGAGGAAGCGCACCCGGCCCGGCGGCGCGGCCGCCCGGCACAGAUACGAGGUGGUGACGGAGCUGGGCCCAGAGGAGGUGCGCUGGUUCUACAAGGAGGACAAGAAGACCUGGAAGCCCUUCAUCGGUUACGACUCUCUCCGCAUCGAGCUCGCCUUCCGAACGCUGCUGCAGGCCACGGGGACCCGAGCCCGGGCCCAAGACCCGGACGGCGACCAUGUGUGCGGCCCGGCCUCCCCCGCCGGUCCGGCCUCCAGCUCCAUGGAGGACGAAGACGAGGACCGCGUCUGCGGCUUCUGCCCGCGCAUUGCGGGGCACGGGCGCGAGAUGGAGGAGCUGGUGAACAUCGAGCGGGUGUGUGUGCGGGGCGGCCUCUACGAGGUGGAUGUGACCCAAGGAGAAUGCUACCCGGUGUACUGGAACCAGUCUGAUAAAAUACCAGUAAUGCGUGGACAGUGGUUUAUUGAUGGUACCUGGCAGCCACUGGAAGAAGAAGAAAGUAAUUUAAUUGAGCAAGAACAUCUUAGCCGUUUUAGAGGUCAGCAGAUGCAGGAAAGUUUUGAUAUUGAAGUGUCGAAACCCAUAGAUGGAAAAGAUGUUGUCUACCACCUCCCUCCCUUCUCCCUCCCUUCUCUGUUCAAAUGGAGAGGAUAUAAGGAGAGUACAGAUGCAGCAGGUCUUAAACGAAAGCGUUCCCAAGCUAUUCAUAGUUUCAAAUUGAGUCGAAACCAUGUGGACUGGCACAGUGUGGAUGAAGUAUAUCUGUAUAGUGAUGCAACAACAUCUAAAAUUGCAAGAACAGUUACUCAAAAACUGGGAUUUUCUAAAGCAUCAAGUAGUGGGACCAGACUUCAUAGAGGUUAUGUAGAAGAAGCGACAUUAGAAGACAAGCCAUCUCAGACUACCCACAUCGUAUUUGUUGUGCAUGGCAUUGGACAGAAAAUGGACCAAGGAAGAAUUAUCAAAAAUACAGCCAUGAUGAGAGAGGCUGCAAGAAAAAUAGAAGAAAGGCAUUUUUCCAACCAUGCAACACAUGUUGAAUUUCUGCCUGUUGAGUGGCGGUCAAAACUUACUCUGGAUGGAGACACUGUUGAUUCCAUUACUCCAGACAAAGUGCGAGGUUUAAGGGAUAUGUUAAACAGCAGUGCAAUGGACAUAAUGUAUUAUACUAGCCCACUGUAUAGAGAUGAACUAGUUAAAGGCCUUCAGCAAGAGCUCAAUCGACUAUAUUCCCUUUUCUGUUCCCGGAAUCCAAACUUUGAGGAAAAAGGGGGUAAAGUCUCAAUAGUGUCACAUUCCUUGGGAUGUGUGAUCACUUAUGACAUAAUGACUGGCUGGAAUCCAGUUCGACUCUAUGAACAGUUGCUGCAGAAGGAAGAAGAGUUGCCUGAUGAACGAUGGAUGAGCUACGAAGAACGUCAUCUUCUUGAUGAACUCUAUAUAACAAAACGACGGCUGCGAGAAAUUGAAGAACGGCUACGUGGUUUGAAAGCAUCAUCUAUGACACAAACACCUGCCUUAAAAUUUAAGGUUGAAAAUUUCUUCUGUAUGGGAUCCCCACUAGCAGUUUUUUUGGCAUUGCGUGGCAUCCGCCCAGGAAACACCGGAAGUCAAGACCAUAUUUUGCCCAGAGAGAUUUGUAACCGAUUACUAAACAUUUUUCAUCCAACAGAUCCAGUGGCUUAUAGAUUAGAACCGUUAAUACUGAAACACUACAGCAACAUCUCACCUGUGCAGAUCCACUGGUAUAAUACAUCCAAUCCUCUACCUUACGAGUAUAUGAAGCCAAGCUUUCUUCACCCAGCGAAAGAUCCUACCUCAGUUUCAGAGAAUGAAGGCAUCUCAACAAUACCAAGCCCUGUGACUUCGCCAGUCUUGUCUCGCCGACACUAUGGGGAAUCUAUAACAAAUAUAGGCAAAGCAAGCAUAUUAGGGGCUGCAAGCAUUGGAAAGGGACUUGGAGGAAUGUUGUUCUCAAGAUUUGGACGUUCAUCUGCAUCACAGCCAUCUGAGACAUCAAGGGACUCCAUAGAAGACGAGAAGAAGCCAGUUGCCUCACCGCCCAUGACCACCGUGGCAACGCAGACCCUUCCACACAGCAGUUCUGGCUUUCUUGACUCUGCAUAUUUCAGACUUCAAGAAUCGUUCUUUAAUCUCCCACAACUUCUUUUUCCGGAAAAUGUAAUACAGAAUAAAGAUAAUACCCUCGUGGAACUGGAUCACAGAAUUGACUUUGAACUCAGAGAAGGCCUUGUGGAGAGCCGCUAUUGGUCAGCUGUCACGUCGCAUACUGCCUAUUGGUCAUCCUUGGAUGUUGCCCUCUUCCUGUUAACCUUUAUGUACAAACACGAGCACGAUAAUAAUGUGAAACCCAGUUUAGAUCCAGUCUGAACCCUUGAAGGACGUUAAUGGCCCAAAACUGAUUUUUUUCUUGUUAAAUAUGUGUGUCAAGAUAUGAAAGUUUCAGGUUUAAGUAUGUUUCAGUUUUGUUUAGGGCAAGAAAUAUUUGAUUUUGAAAGCACUUUAUUUUAUUUAAAAAAGCAAAACAAAUGUUCAGUUUGAAAGAAGUUAUUUAUAAUUUUCAUCAUUUUAAUUAUGAGUCUGACAGAACCCCCUGCAGAGAAUCAAGGAAGACCUGGAAUUGAGGAAGAUUUGGGUGACCUGCAAGAUUAUAAAUCACAAUCUAAUUUCUCCCAAAUAUAAAGGCUUAUUAAUGGGUUGAACCUAAUGUAUUAACCAAAGUAUGUUUUAAAUCUAAAAUGAUCAAGGUCCAGGAUAGUCUGUGUAAAGAUCACAAGGUGGUAUCAUUGUUUUAGAUUUCUAUGAAAACUUCCAUUUCCACAAUUUCUUUGAAACAUGAGUUUAAAAUGUUUUGAAUUUAACUUGUUUAGAAAACCUAAUGCUGAGAGAAACAUUUGAACUACUGUAUUUAUAGUUUAUUACCUCUGGACUAAUUGCUUUAUGUCAACGUAUGAAACAUUACAUUUUUAAAAAAUUUCUUUGAACAAUUUAAGAACCACAUUUAUUUUCUGAAGUGUUAAGACCCUUUUUUCUCAGAACUCCAUCUUUGUACUCGUCAGAUGAAUAUAUAGACACUGUGGCAUAAUUUCAGUAUUUUUUCCAUUAAAAACUUGUAGUUUCACACAAAUAACACUAGUUCAAUUAUUUUGAAAAAGAAAGUGAACUUUUUAUUAUGUCACAUGCACUUCAGAGAAAACUAAAGUUUUCUACUUGACACAGAAUACUCCAGAAUAGGUACAUUUAGUAAACUUUAUUGGAAAACUAGUCAAUUUCUUUGGAGUAGGGAGUAUAACUAUUUUAAUUACGUAUAUAAGCAUCCGUGUGCCAAACAAAUAACAUAUACAAAGGGGAUAGAGUGCCCCAACAAAUUUUUUAAGUGUUUUGAGGAAUUGUAGUUGCAACAUAGACACAAUAGUUCAGGAUUCUGAGGCAUUGAAAGAGUUUCCUCAGCUGUCAUUUUUUCCACAGUGCUUUUCAUCUGAGGAGCUCAAAGUGCUUUGCGAUUUAAUAAUCUAUGUAGUAGCUCCUUGAGGUAAGUGAAUGAGUGUUAUUCUCAUGUUCCAUGUUAACACACUAAGGCACCAAAAUAUAUAAAGUACCUUGAAUUAGAUGACAGAGCAAACCAGGAGAACUCAGACUGAAGACAGGCCAUGUUCUUUUAUGUGCUGUUUGUUGGCUAACACACAUGACCUCUUAUUUUGCAAAUAAUAAUAAUAACAGAAGUUGCGAUUCAUAACUUGGAGAAAUGACUGAAACUGGUCCUUCACCCUACUGGUCAUAUACAUUCUUGAGUUCUCACAGGCAAAGGAGGAGUUACUUACAAGGGAUCAGUAACCAUUUCUGCCACAGUCAACCCUCACUUCUGAGAGGCUUCCACUGGGGUUCUAUUUAAGGUGCUGCCAUUGCUUAUCUUAGCUUCACAGAAAUCAUUGUCAAACUAGGAGCAAAGUUGGUCAGUUAUACAUCUCACCUUCUUUAUGAGAUAUAGAAAUCUUUGGCUUACUCGUAGACUUUUCUUGGUUGGCCUUUCAUUGAAUUUGCACAACAUAAAGCACUUCUUAGUGCUUAAAAAGAUCCUAGUCUCCAUGCCCAAAUAUGUGACUCACUAAGAAACUCUUGCUAUAAAAGGCUUUUGAUGCUAUCUUAGCAAAGCUGAAGCAAUGUCUUUCAAAUUUAGAGAUUCCUGUGAACAAAGGUCAUUCUCAUACCCUGUUUAUUUCAUAGCUCUGUUUAGUUUUCAGGAGAAUUAAACUUCCAUCUCAUAUGACUGUUUCAUUAAAGGUACAUGAGUUUUUGGGUCUUAAGACAUUCAAAUGCCUCAGAGCUUUAAGGGAUUCAUUCUUAACCACUAGAAUGUUAAGAGCCCCUUUCACCUGAGGGGAGUGAAAACCUAUCAAACCUUUUAAUUUGAUAUUCAGUGAAAGGAAAAGUAUACUCCCAUAGCUAUAGGAAUACAUCAGCUUCCACUUUUUCAUGUUAGGGAAAAAAUCCAAUUUAGCCACAUGGAAGUUAUUUGAAUUCUUGAAAAGAGCAAUAUUCAAAACCACCUUUUCAAAAUGAGAUAUUCUGGAUUAUUGGACAGGUGUUUUGUUUUGAAUUCAUAAUUUCAUAACCAUGGCGAUUUUUAUUUCACAGUACUCUUCUUGUUUCCAUGUCUCUGCAUGUUAUCAUGGAAUGUACUUGUAUAUACUCAGGUAAUAUACAGAGUAUGUGUAAUUCUAGCUUGAUUUAGAAGCUAAGUCAGUUACUGAGUAACAUUUUGCAACUUUAUUCCUGCAAGUACUAAAUUGGCCAAAAAGUUCUGUUUUUGAUACCAUUAAAAUUUUAUUCUCUACUUUGUGUACCUGCUAUGAUGAUUCUUCUGAGUACUGGUCAGACCAUUCAAACAAUUUUAAUCCAGUUAGGCCCCCAAGAAUUAUUUAUACGUAGAAUAAGGAGAAUGUUUUGUUAGUUCAUAACUUUAUUUUUGACAGUAAUUAUACUUGUGUUAUAAUCCAGUGUUACAGUAUAUUAGCACUUAUUAAAAAAUGUUCUUGGUUUCCUGGUAACUAAUUUAUAUUGAAGUAAGCCUUAGGAAUCUUUUAUUUUACUUCUGUUAGAUAGCAUCUGUCAGCCUUCGGGAAUUCUCACACUGAACAAGUUCUUUAGAAGGUCUCAGAUGGUGACAUGUAAACAUUCAUCUCAUUUUCUCUGUUUCCUCACUGGAGCUGAAGUAUUCUGGUCUUAUUCUGGCUUUGCCUACCCCUAAAGAGUAAACAGGAAAAAAAACCAUCAGUGGAGUAUCACAACCAAUUCCACAACUCCUUCCAGUGAUGACACUUUGAGCCCCUUAAGGUAGAACUAGACCAAACCUUGAGAGUUCACUCUAAGGCCUACAGUAGAGGAAAAAUAAUUGAGUUGCUUUCUGAUUAAUUAGGUGGUUAAUAUUUCUGUCUUCUCAGCCACAAUGAGUAGGGCAUUUAGACAAUUGGGGAAACUUAAUUUGAGUGCAUGUCUUAGAACUGUUUGAAUAAUAUUUUGUUAGCUUGGAAAUGAGGCUAAAAAAAGAUAUGUGAUAUUAAAGAAGGAUCAAGGCAAAGGUAAAAAGAUGAUGUAGCAGUCCUUCAAUGGAGAAAGAACUAGAACUUGACCAGACAAGUCUGAGUGUUGGAUAGUUGACUUCUGUGGUUAUUCUCAGGUUUCUCUUAUCCGGAUUCUGCUUGUCAUCCUUCUGCAUGAAUACUUCUGCCUCAGGCCUCUGCCAGCAAUCUGCUGGUCCUCUGACUGAAUUUGAAACACAUGCAGGGACUUCCCUGGCGGUCCAGUGGUUAAGGCUCCAUGCUUCCAAUGCAGGGGUGUGGGUUUGAUUAAGAUUGCCACCCCAAAAAAAGUGCGUUAAGUAUUUUUAUGGCUAGAUAUGGGCAAUACAUACUGUUUCCUGGCAUUUUAUAAUAACUUACCUACAUAGAAAAGCUUUUGCUGUAUCUACAGCAUAUUUGGCAGGAAGCACCCCUACUGAACUCUUAAUGUUAAUUCUAGGAUGGGUCUAAGAACCUUGAAACCCACGCUGUCUCCAUUUGCUUUAGUCAAGGGGAAAGGAAGUUGCCAAGGAAAUACUUGUUGUAUUGAGCUUGGAACAGUGUACAGAAUGGCAGGAUAUAAAAUUUCAUCUUGAAGCUCUCAUUUAGUAAAUGUUAGUGCUGGCAUGAUAACAGCCUAGAUUAUAUGCAUCCUGUUUCAGUCUUCAUUGGAUAUUUGCAGUAAUUUUCAGAGGAUCUUAAAAUUUCAGAUGUCAUCUCAUCCAACCAUGUUUUAGUUUGAUGUAAGCAUUUAAAUAGCAUAAAGGUCUUGAAAAAUGAAGGGACAGCAUGUUAGGUUGAGCCCAAAGACAUUGAAAGACUAAGUACUUGGCAGUAGAGGAGGGAGGUUAUGGUCUCUCUACAGAAAAAUGUCAUUGACCAUAGUGGAAUUGACCAUCCUUUUCAAAAAUGUGUUAUGCAGACUUUAAUAGAUGUUGGUUCAGAAAAUAAGUUUGGGAAAUGCCAGAUUUAGAAGACUUUUACAGCAGGACUUCAGGAGCUCUCAGUGUGUUAAAUGCAAUGUGAAUCUGGUGCUGAAAGGUGGAGAAGGGAAGUUUUUCCAAACUUACUUAACCAUUGUUAAUGGCAACCCAUUCCAGUAUUCUUGCCUGGAGAAUCCCAUGGACAGAGGAGCCUGGCGGGCUACAGUCCAUAGGGUCACAGAGUCAGACGUGACUGAAGUGACUUAAUAUUCAGCACAGCAUUUAUAUGAACAUACUUAGGAAAAUGCUGUCACACUUAAGUCCUAAAGAGAUGUAUCCUUUUGUUUGACAAAUGACACUCUAAGAUCAGAUGGCCAGCCAGUGAUAAGAGUCAGUGCCUGUUUCCUUCCCAUAAUACAUUGGGAGCUCCUAAAGGGCAGAAUCCUCCCACCCUCCUGGGUGGAGGAGGAUAGGAGGGGUGCCUCUUCCUCAUCCCCUCCCCCAGCUCCAGCUGUAACCUGAUGCUGAUGCUUUAGGAGCUGCAAGCUCUCCGCAGAGGUUCCCCAGUUGGUCUCCUUUGUUCCCGGGCUCUUG
Cervus elaphus (red deer) is the source of this 7745-nucleotide messenger RNA. It is a transcript of the gene DDHD1, whose product is annotated as DDHD domain containing 1. Gene Ontology annotation, cellular component: cytoplasm. The record is from RefSeq and is a predicted model, not a curated record. The transcript is spliced from 14 exons. Lineage: Eukaryota; Metazoa; Chordata; Mammalia; Artiodactyla; Cervidae. Gene Ontology annotation, molecular function: metal ion binding; glycerophospholipase activity. Bases 224 to 3040 code for a protein of 938 amino acids.